This is a messenger RNA of Arvicanthis niloticus (Nile rat), 779 nucleotides long. RefSeq names its product SH2 domain containing 1A (gene Sh2d1a). The record is from RefSeq and is a predicted model, not a curated record. Gene Ontology annotation, cellular component: cytoplasm. Gene Ontology annotation, biological process: cell-cell signaling; regulation of signal transduction; regulation of immune response. Lineage: Eukaryota; Metazoa; Chordata; Mammalia; Rodentia; Muridae.
GCCACUGCAGCACCAACAGCAGCAGCAGCGUCUCCUUUUUACCAUCGUUCUUCUGGGCCCGUCGAAGACUUUGCUAGGAAUGGAUGCAGUGACUGUGUACCACGGCAAAAUCAGCAGGGAGACCGGGGAGAAGCUCUUACUCGCUACAGGACUGGAUGGAAGUUAUCUGCUGCGAGACAGCGAGAGUGUCCCUGGCGUGUACUGCCUGUGUGUUUUGUAUCAAGGUUACAUCUAUACAUAUCGAGUGUCCCAGACAGAAACAGGUUCUUGGAGUGCUGAGACAGCACCCGGGGUACAUAAAAGAUUUUUCCGGAAAGUAAAAAAUCUCAUUUCAGCGUUUCAGAAACCAGAUCAAGGCAUUGUCACACCUCUGCAGUAUCCGGUUGAAAAGUCCUCAGCUAGGAGUUCACAAAGUACCACAGGGAGAAGAGAUUCUGAUAUCUGCCUGAAAGCUCCAUGAAGAAGAGUAACUCACUCUGUACUUUAUUUUCAAUAAUUUAAGUAUGUGCCAAGUCUUGUAUAUUGUAGAUAAUACAGUUCAGCGAGCUGCAAAUGCCUUUUAAACACGACUCUAGUCCUGUAAUAGCAUCUCGCCUGAUGUCAAAGCUGCAAGUGGACGUGGUAGAUAACAAGUGCUUUAAAGUGCGGAUUGGAAAACCAAAUCCCUUAGGGUAUUUUUAGUUGCCAUAUUUACAAAUGAGAAACAAUUUAAAAGCACAAUGAAGACUUUACAGAAGAUUAAUGGCGAUUCUCGCCAAAUGUAAAUAAAAUAAUCUCUU